Messenger RNA from Anopheles coustani, 1690 nucleotides. It is a transcript of the gene Pyroxd1, whose product is annotated as pyridine nucleotide-disulfide oxidoreductase domain-containing protein 1. The record is from RefSeq and is a predicted model, not a curated record. Bases 140 to 1618 code for a protein of 492 amino acids. Lineage: Eukaryota; Metazoa; Arthropoda; Insecta; Diptera; Culicidae. Gene Ontology annotation, molecular function: oxidoreductase activity. The transcript has a single exon.
AGUAGAUAGUAAGUUUAGCAUUUGUAAGAAGGUAACCGUAGAACGAUCGUGUAUCGAAUUAUUUUCAGUGCAUAUGAACAUUCAACACCGAGGGCAGAUAAAUAGAUACGUUUAAACUGUUUGCUAAAACUAUUCCAAAAUGUCCGACGAUCUUUGUUGCACCUACCUCAUCGUUGGCGGCGGAAUAGCGGGUGUAACGUGCGCGGAAACGUUGGCCUUACUCCGCACAAAUCCAACCGAGCGCAUCCUGCUCCUCAACGAAUCAUCCCUCGUGAAAGCUGUCACCAACGUCGUACCCCUGGGGAAGGUGUUGAAUCGCUUCGAUGUUGAGGAAAAAGACGCCCAAGAGCUAACGACGAACAGUCAGGUCGAUGUGCUGCUGGACCAACUGGAUACGAUCGUAAGCGAACACCACUACGUGCGAACGGUUGCCGGAAGGUGCAUCAAAUAUCGUUUCCUGUGCCUCUGCACCGGUGCCCGGCCGAACAUCAUCGAUAAGGCGAAGGGAAACCCGAACGUGAUUGGGAUACGUGACACGGAAUCGGUGCAGCAGUUUCAAAAGCGAAUCCACACGGCUAGCCGAUUGGUGGUGGUUGGAAACGGUGGCAUUGCUUCGGAGUUGGUGUAUGAGGUCGGCGGCAUGGAGGAGAUUCAUUGGGUGAUAAAGGACGCGUACAUCAGUUCGACGUUCGUGGAUUCUGGUGCGGCAACAUUCUUUCGCGAAAGAUUGGGAAAGAAGGACAAGGAUGAAGGCGCAAAGCCCAUCUACAAGAGGAUGCGUUAUGUGGAGGAAAAAAAUGAAGAAGAAGCUGCAACCAUUGGAGAUGCGGAUUCCAGCUGCGUUGCCGGUAAUAAACGUGGGGCUGCAUUAGGUCCCGACUGGCACCGAGCGUUCGAUAUUCGGAAGCACGGAGAAAAUUUCCCUAACACCGGCAAAGUGACCGUCCACCAUUCCGUUGAGAUCGAAGCAAUCAACGAUCGCAGCAAUGGAGAAAAGUUUCCUCUUCUCGUAAGGCUUACCGAUGGUACGGAAAUCGAGUGCGAUUUAGUAGUGUCUGCCACGGGCGUUGUACCCGCCAUUAGCUGGGAGGGUGGAUGUGAUUGUCCGUUUAAGCUCGGCCCCGAUGGAGGACUGUUCGUCGAUUGGUCGAUGCGAACGUCGGUGAAAGAUGUGUACGCUGCGGGAGACGUUUGCUACGCCGGCUGGGAGCAUGCACCGCACUGGUUUCAGAUGCGCCUCUGGACACAAGCUCGUCAGAUGGGAGCGAUGGCGGCGCGUAGUAUGGCUGCCCGGCGGGCCGGUGAAGAGAUAUAUCAGGAUUUUUGCUUCGAAAUGUUUAACCACGUGACUACGCUGUUUGGCUACCAGGUGGUACUCUUGGGGCGCUAUAAUGGGCAAGGUUUGAACGACAAGUACGAAGUGCUGCUCCGAAUGACGCCAGGACUUGAGUACAUCAAAUUUGUACUGGUUAAUGGUCGACUGCAGGGUGCCCUGCUGGUCGGCGAAACAGGAUUAGAAGAAACGUGUGAAAAUUUAAUCUUGAAUCAGUUAGACCUUUCCCCGUACGGAGAGGAACUGCUGAAUCCGGAUAUCGAUAUUGAAGACUACUUUGAUUGAUCGUGUGUUUUUGUGGUUUUGUAGCGAAAUGAAAAUGAUGAGAAUACAUUAAAUACACAAACCGAGGUACUA